AUGCUGGAAGUUAGAGCCGAACGCAAAGACAAGAAUAGAUUCAGUCAUACCUUUUGCGACCAGGCGCCUAAUAUCCCUUCUCAGGAGCCGGGAUCUAGCCGCAAGGAUAUCUGGAUCACGAGCAAAGCAUGGAAUUCGCACCAUAGUCCCGAGUAUGUCCGCAAGGCUCUGAACCAGACUCUGAAAAUCCUGCACACUGAUUAUCUGGAUCUUUACCUGAUCCAGUGGCCAGCGAACUUCGCAGUGAUUCCCGACCAUGUAUCGCCCACUGGUGUCUCUUUGGAGCCGUCGCAGAACGGAACAAUAUUGCUCGAUAGAGAGCUGAGUCUCGUGGAUACAUGGAGAGCUUUUAUUGAGCCACAGAAGCAAGGCCAAGAGGCACGAGUUAAGCUUUCGUUGACUGAACAAAUCGAGGCGCAACUUCUCCUGAACCAAGAAGAACAACGUGACUACUGUAAGAAGAAGGGGGUCCACAUCAUGGCCUACAUGCCGUUUGGUGGGGACGCGUCUCGAGCUGGCAAUCAAGUUUUGGGCAGUCCGGUGGUUCGGAAUAUCGCGAAGAAGACUGAAAAACAGGCGGGACAAGUCUUGGUCUCGUGCUGUCAAGCGCUCACAGCCCUCGGCAAGGCUCCGGUGCGAUUCGGUGGCAUUCCUUGCACUUUAAAUCCGGAGUGGAAGGCAAUUGAGUUGAACGAUCAAAAGCUAUCAGAUCGACAAGGUGGGACUGCCAAGUCACCAGCGCCGGGGGCCUGGGGCAUCCAGUUCCCGCUUGACGACCCGCAGCGACUUCGGAGGAUUGUGCCUCAACCCCUGACAAUCGCGCAAUUAUUGCUUCCUCGGGGUGGCCUAACGGUCAUUCGUGCAGAAUGA
Molecule: messenger RNA, 870 nt
Organism: Penicillium argentinense
Lineage: Eukaryota; Fungi; Ascomycota; Eurotiomycetes; Eurotiales; Aspergillaceae
Exons: 8
Coding region: 1-870 (289 amino acids)
Cellular component (GO): cytosol
Molecular function (GO): aldose reductase (NADPH) activity
Source: RefSeq, a predicted model, not a curated record